AUGCGGGCAACCAGAAGCUUGCAGGAGCAGCACGCUCCGCGCCACACUGGUGACGAUGAAGGCACCGUUCUUGCUGACAACAAAUGCAUGUGUACCCGAGUUACUUCUAGGAUCAUCCGUUCUGCCGAAGAUCCUAAUGAGGACAUUGUGGAGAGACACAUCCGAAUUGUUGUCCCUUUGAACAACAGGGAGAAUAUCUCCGAUCCCGACUCCCCACUGAGAAGGAACUUUGUAUACCAUUUGUCAGAUGUCUGUAAGAAAUGUGAUCCUGUGGAAGUGGAGCUGGAAGAUCAGGUUGUUACUGCCACCCAGAGCAAUAUCUGCAAUGAAGACAAUGGUGUUCCUGAGACCUGCUACAUGUAUGACAGGAACAAGUGCUACACCACUAUAGUCCCACUUAGAUAUCGUGGUGAGAUCAAAAAGGUGCAAGCAGCCUUGACCCCUGACUCUUGCUACCCUGACUAGUUUGAGUCACUUGCCACUCAGCUCUUUGUCUUUAGAGGCUCUCCAUUUGCACCCAGAACUUAUCUCACUGCUAGUGAAUUUGAAACCAGGAUUUUUUUUCAUGGUAUAAAACUAACCUUCCCUUUCAAUAGAAUAUCAGCAUUGCUGUCACUAUUAUGUAAUUCUUUCUCAAUUCUAAGUAGUAAAUCCUCAUGCCUGCUCAAGGAGGUAUGUUUAAGAGUACAUUUUCUAGUUUUUAAAAUUGUAAGCUAGGGGAGAAAGUAAAAUUCCAAGAGUAAAAAUCCAGAGACAUAAUGAAAUUCAGUCCUUUCUUUCCUUCCUUUGCUGUGGAGAGCUGGAGCUUUUGCACAUCCUACAUCAGUCUUUCUCUUGCUAUCUCACUGUGUAGAGAAAACAUACAGUAAACAUAUCACCAUUAGAAGUUAUAAAGGACACAUUUUGGAACUAUUUACUAAUAUUUAUGAAAGACAUUUGCUGAAAGUGAUAUAAUUUGAUGCAAAAAUGAAAAAAUGAAUGUUGAUAGAAUACAUAGACUUGACAUUAAAUUUUCUUGAUAAUUUUUUUGACAGUGAGAUUAUUGUCUGAAAUUCUUAGGGAAAUCUUUAGUGUCUCAGCUGAAUCUAAUGAAAUUUGUAUUCCAAAAUAUGUAUUCUCUAGUACAGUUUGAACAAUUAAAUAGAGUGAUAAGCAUA
Molecule: messenger RNA, 1157 nt
Organism: Arvicanthis niloticus (Nile rat)
Lineage: Eukaryota; Metazoa; Chordata; Mammalia; Rodentia; Muridae
Source: RefSeq, a predicted model, not a curated record